AUGUUCUCUGAAUCGUUUGCGCUCGCAGUAGCGGCGUAUGUGGUUGUCAAGGCUGUCGAGGCAGUGGUUGGCCGUAGUGGAGCUGACGGCAGCGGCGGGGUGGUCGCCCCUGUCGCCUUUGUCCGCUUCCAGCGCAACUAUCUGGCGGUGUACCUGCUGGCGAUGGGCGCCGACUGGCUCAAGGGCCCGUAUGCGUAUGUGCUGUACGAGAGCUACGGGUUUUCGAACGGGGACAUCGCCCUGCUGUUUAUGGGCGGCUUUGGCGCGUCGAUGGUCUUUGGCACUGUCGCCGGCUCGGUGGCCGACACCCUCGGGCGCAAGCGUGCAGUCCUCGCCUUUGCGCUCGCCUACUCGCUCGCUUCGCUGACCAAGCUCUCGUCCUCGUUUGGUGUGCUCCUCGGUGGGCGCGUUGCGUCGGGCAUUGCCACAUCGCUACUGUUCUCGGUCUUUGAGGCGUGGAUGGUGUGCGAGCACAACGCGCGCGGCUUUGACCCCUCGCUCCUGGCCGACACCUUUUCCAAGACCACGCUAGGCAACGGCAUGGUGGCGGUCACGGCCGGCCUGCUUGCCUCAGGCCUGGCCGAACGCUUUGGCUUUGUGGCCCCGUUCCUCGCCGCCGUCGUCCCGCUUGUCGCCCUCGGCGCCAUUGUUGCCGUCACCUGGCCAGAGAACUACGGCGAUGCGAGCGUCAACGUGGGCCAGGGCAUGGCCAAUGGGCUCUCGACGCUCCUCACCACACCCAAGGUCCUCUGCCUCGGCCUGGCACAGGCGUUGUUCGAGGGCGGUAUGUACGUCUUUGUCUUUAUGUGGUCACCAGCGCUGGCCACAGCAGAGACCCGCGACACACUGCCAUACGGCUUUAUCUUUGCCGUCUUUAUGGUCUGCGUCAUGGUUGGCUCGGCCAUCUUUGGUCUUGUGGCGGGCUUCUCGCUCAAGGCAGUGCCGAUAGUCCUCCACGUUGCCGCCGCGAGUGCGAUGGCCACGGUUGCGUACUGCAACGCGUCCAAGGCAGUUGUCUACGGCGCCUUUCUUACCUUUGAGGUCGCGUGCGGCAUGUUCUUCCCCUCGUAUGGCACUUUGCGAUCGAUGCACGUGCCCGAGGCGGCGCGGUCGGCGGUCAUGAACUUUACCCGUGUCCCUCUCAACGCCUUUGUCAUCGCUCUCCUCUACGCGGUCAAGUUUGUCGAUCUCGAGGUGACGUCUGUCUUUUGGAUUUGCGCGUGUGCACAGGCGUGCGCCGGCGUCUUCUACCUCGUCUUUGUCGCUCUCGACCUCGCGCCCGACGCGGGCGCAGCAGCUGCGGCCAAGAAGAGCCAAUAAAGGUGUGGGUUAACG
Thecamonas trahens ATCC 50062 is the source of this 1335-nucleotide messenger RNA. RefSeq names its product major facilitator superfamily transporter. Gene Ontology annotation, cellular component: membrane. The record is from RefSeq and is a predicted model, not a curated record. Bases 1 to 1320 code for a protein of 439 amino acids. Gene Ontology annotation, molecular function: molybdate ion transmembrane transporter activity. NCBI's taxonomy places the organism in Eukaryota, Apusomonadida, Apusomonadidae. The transcript has a single exon. Gene Ontology annotation, biological process: molybdate ion transport.